AUGGCGGGCGGCAUGGUGCCGACGCCUGCGGACCUGCUCAUCAUGGCGGUGCGGUCGGGGUCGAAGGAGAUGAGCCAGGGCGUAAUAGCGCAGCACCCUGAGGCGCUGCAGGGCCGCGACACUGAGGACGGCGCGACUGCCGUCCAAUGGGCCUCGCUGCUGGGGCACGCGGAGCUGGUCGAGUGGCUGAUCGAGCAGGGAGCGCCGCACGACUGGGCGGUUGAGUCGUCAGGGAUGCAGCCCAUCCACUGGGCGGCGACGCGGGGCCAUACAGACGUGAUCAAGGUGCUGCUCAAGCGGGGCGCCAACCACACUGGUGCAUGGUCCCUCUUGACUGCCCAUGCGCGCGAGGCUGUGUAG
Molecule: messenger RNA, 360 nt
Organism: Emiliania huxleyi CCMP1516
Lineage: Eukaryota; Haptophyta; Isochrysidales; Noelaerhabdaceae
Exons: 2
Coding region: 1-360 (119 amino acids)
Molecular function (GO): protein binding
Source: RefSeq, a predicted model, not a curated record